UGGUGUACUGAUCACUUGACUAAUCAAAAAUAGAUCUGAAAUUAACGUAAAGGUCGGGAUUAGGUCUCAUGAAAGUCUGAAAUAUUUCGAAAUGGGACGCGUCCGAAAGGAUUCAAGCCGCUGUUCUAAUCACGACGCUGCAACAAGGAAAAAGUGUCAAAGAGGCGAAGGAUACAAUUAAAUUACUAUUUGAACGCGUGUCAAACAAGGUAAAGGAGGAAGUGAACCAAACUCUCGCCUCGUCAGUGUUUGGUUCACUUUAUAUCAGACCAGUAGCUGCCGCAGGCUCCCACGGACACCACGGUUUGUGCUCCUAUUUGCAGAUGAGAGAGCAGUGCGAGAGAGCAGUAUGGACAGUGGGCAUUAGACGAGCGUAGGCUGCGUGGCUCACUAAAACAAACUCAUUGCCUCUAUUGUCUAAAAAAACCCGGUCGUCUUGAAAAUGGGGCAUCCUCCUCUGGAGUUUAAUGAAUGCUAUCUGGACAGUCCGGACUUCAGGGAGACUCUGAAGUGUUAUGAAGUGGAACUGGAGAGGACCGGCAAAUUUCUCAAAGAGUUGAUAAAAGAUGGCAACAGUGUGAUCACUGCAAUCAAGGGUUAUUCUCUGGCAGUGCAGAAGUUUUCCCAGACUCUCGGAGAUUUCCAGUUUGAAUUCAUCGGGGAUUCCCUGACUGACGAUGAGAUCAACAUCGCGGAGUCGUUUCAGGAGUUUGCAGGACUACUGCAGGAAGUGGAGCACGACAGGAUGAUGCUGGUUCAGAAUGCCUCUGAUCUGCUCAUCAAGCCCUUGGAAAAGUUCAGAAAGGAGCAAUUGGGAGUCACAAAAGAGAAGAGGAAGAGGUUUGAGAAAGACAGUGAAAAGUAUUACUCCCAGGUGGACAAACACCUGAGUCUGUCCUGCAAGAAGAAAGAGAGUCAACUGCAUGAGGCUGAUGAACUCCUGGACAAAGAGCGAGUGAACUUCUAUGAAUCGUCGGUGGAGUACGUGUAUCAGAUCCAUCAGGUUCAGGACAGGAAGAAGUUUGAUGUGGUGGAGCCGGUGCUGGCUUUCCUUCACAGCAUUUUGACGCUCAACAACCUGACAGUGGAGAUGACUCAGGACUUUAUGCCUUACAAGCAAGAACUGCAGCUCAGCUUGCAGAAUACAAGAAACAACUACGAGAGCACUCGGGAGGAGAUGGAGGAGCUGAUGAAGAGGAUGAAACACCCGUCCCAGAUCUGUAAAAUGCACAGUCAACCCAUGGAGGGUUAUCUAUACUGUCAGGAGAAGUGGGCUUUGGGUGUGUCAUGGGUUAAAUAUUAUUGCAAGUAUCUCAAGGAGGGGAGGCUGCUGUUCAUGGUGCCCUGCGAGCAGAAGCCCACAGCUAAACAGGGCCCCACGCAGCUAACGAUGAAAUCCUGCAUCCGCCGGAAAACCGAGUCCAUCGACAAGCGCUUCUGCUUUGACGUGGAAACAAAUGAGAGAAACGCUCCAGUCACAUUCCAGGCUCUUUCUGACGGAGAGAGGAAGUUGUGGAUGGAGGCCAUGGAUGGAAAAGAGCCUAUCUAUCAUUCCCCAAUCCACAAGCAAGCGGAAAUGGAACUGAACGAAAUUGGAUUUAAGUUUGUGCGAAAGUGCAUCAACUACAUCGAAACGAAAGGAGUCGAUCAAGAAGGAGUGUACAGAACAGUUGGCAGCAAUAUCCAAGUGCAGAAGCUUUUAAACGCUUUCUUUGACCCUACAAACCCAGGAGACGUGGAUCUGCAAAGCAGUGACUGUGACAUUAAAACCAUCACAAGUGCUCUUAAGUUUUAUCUGAGGAGCUUGUCCGAACCUUUGAUGACCUACGGUCUACACAGAGACCUCAUGUGUGCUGCAAAGUCGGACAAUCUGGACUUUCGGCUGAGUGAAAUUCAUAUUCUAACCUACAAACUACCGGAGAAGAAUCGGGAGAUGUUAGAGAUGCUCAUUAAACACUUGGUCAAUGUGUGUAGUCACAGUGAAGAAAACCUGAUGAUUCCUUCAAACAUGGCUGUGAUCUUUGGACCCACACUAAUGAGAGCAAAGGAGGAGACUGUGGCGGCCAUGUUGGAUAUCAAGUUCCAAAAUAUUGUCGUUGAGAUCCUGAUUGAAGACUACAAAAAGAUCUUCAGUAAUGUUCCAGAGGACAGCACCGCCCCGCCCGUCCCUCCCCCGCGGAUCACCCCGAGAAAGCGGCAGCCCAUCACAAUCUCCAAGCGGCCACCUCGUGUUUAUCAAGCGCUUAGUCACCACCUCCAGCACACAGAGAAUGGACAGAACAACAGCCCUGUCUUGGACGGGGACAUCUCAGCAUGUCCAGUUCCCCUACAGCGGACAAAACCUGUAAGCAGUGCUCCGCUCGUUCCAAGAGAACCUCCUCCAAGACAAGCGUUAUUGCCCAGAACAGCUAGCCGUAAGGACAGACAACCAGACUCCGACCUUGGCAAGACAGACAAUGCGAGGCAAAGGCCAGAUACUUCUUCUACAGCUGCAAACGGGGAGUCUGGAGUUUAUGUCAGCAGAGUGCCGUCCUUUCAGGGCCGGAAACCUCCUCCUAAAACUACACCAGCCAACAGAGAAGGUGACUCUGAAGGCUUGACCAGAACAAGGUCCUCAGAGAAACAUGCAAUAUGUAGACCCCCAGUGAGGCCUCCUGAGCCCCCCUCCCGAUACCCUGCUCCACAGAAGCCCCCAAGUGCAGCCAGCAGUGAGGGCACAAACACAUCCUAUGUUGCCUCCAAAACCAAAUUUUUUGAGAAUGCCUCCAGACAAGUUGGCAGUCCACCAGCCUCUCCGCCGCCAUCAACAGCGAGAAAAGAGAAUUGAAGUUUACGGAGGCUACAUCCGUUGUGACUGCCGCAAGUGACUCAAGAGUGUGCAUCAAGUGAGAGGGAGUCACUGCAAACCAGUGAAUAAAUAAAUCAGAUGGACUGAAGAGAUGCUCCAUAGAAGUCAAUGGAUGUAUUUGGUCCCAUCUGAUUCUAAAACUGUUGUUCGAUGUCAGCACAACAGCAAAUCGACUUCUGAAUGACGUCUCAAAGCAAUUACUUUAUUUUUGAUCCUUACUACAAAGUAAGGAUGGAGAAAAGAACUGUUUCCCUGCUUAUUUAAAUCAUCAGUUUUAAAAAGUAUCUUAGUUACUGUGUGCCCACCUAAUGCUCUUAUUUAGCAUUAUUAAAUAGAUCUACCAUACAACACUAAUUUUAUCAUUAUUAUUUGAUCAUUAUAAAUCUGAAUAUGUUUUACAUUAGACUAAGUAUCAAAAUGCACCGAGUACUGAUCUGCCAUCGAACUGGAUCUAACUACCGGUACAUGGAAACGAUCUUGUUUGUCAUGAAGAAUAUGUCGAUAAAGAGUUGAACCAUGAAUGUGAGAUUCAAUGAGACCUAAAGUGUGAUUCAAUCAUACCGUCCCUUUUUAAGAGGCAUUACAAAAAAAAGUAUUUUACCUCCAAGUAUCAACCAGUCAAUGUAUUUGAAUCCAUUUAAUAGUAAUAUUAAUAAUGCCAUUGCUAAUUUUAUAGUUCAUUUGUAUUAAUGAGAAAGAGAUUCACUACAUUCCCAUAUUUCCAGCCUUGUCGGUCAAUUUGUUUUUACCUUUUGUUGGUUGGUUGGGUCAUACAGGUUGGUCUUGAAAGUAUUGAUGAAUUGCUGGGAUUACAGAGCAAAAGUAAUUGUUACAAUGUUUGAAAAUAACACUCCAGAUUUGUUAUGUCUUUGUUUUUAAAUCUAAUUGAUCUUUAUGUAAAUGUUACACUUGUUUUAUUUUUCUGGUAACCCAUUUUCUUGAUGUUUUAUGCUUGGAUUUGUUUGCGAAAAGAGAAAAUAAACCUUGAGGUUUCA
Molecule: messenger RNA, 3843 nt
Organism: Labrus bergylta (ballan wrasse)
Lineage: Eukaryota; Metazoa; Chordata; Actinopteri; Labriformes; Labridae
Product: oligophrenin-1
Biological process (GO): signal transduction
Cellular component (GO): cytoplasm
Molecular function (GO): GTPase activator activity; protein binding
Source: RefSeq, a predicted model, not a curated record